Molecule: messenger RNA, 407 nt
Organism: Ilex paraguariensis (yerba mate)
Lineage: Eukaryota; Viridiplantae; Streptophyta; Magnoliopsida; Aquifoliales; Aquifoliaceae
Source: the annotation of a GenBank genome assembly
UGAGGAGGCAGAAGCCUGAGCUGGUCGCUCCAGCAAAGGCCACACCUCAUGAGUGCAAACUGCUUUCUGACAUCGAUGAUCAGGAAGGUCUUCGGUUUCAGAUCCCAGUCAUACAGUUCUAUGGGAAUAUAGGAACGGGAGGAAGAGGCAGAGACCCCGUGAAGGUCAUCAGAGAAGCUCUUGCCAAAACCCUCGUUUUCUACUACCCAUUUGCUGGUCGUCUUAGGGAAGGUCCUGCCCGGAAGCUUAUGAGCUUAAUGGUGAAUAAGUGGGAGUGCAAUUCAGAGUUCCACCAACACCUGUCCUGGACUCGACCAGACUUCAAACAAUUAAUGGGUCCGUCCAAGCCAAGAAACGGGAAACACAUGAAAAUUGGUAGGGACUGGGGACUGGGGACUGGGGACUAG